Nomascus leucogenys (northern white-cheeked gibbon) is the source of this 11113-nucleotide messenger RNA. It is a transcript of the gene PTCD2, whose product is annotated as pentatricopeptide repeat domain 2. Gene Ontology annotation, biological process: multicellular organism development; regulation of mRNA processing; mitochondrion organization. The record is from RefSeq and is a predicted model, not a curated record. NCBI's taxonomy places the organism in Eukaryota, Metazoa, Chordata, Mammalia, Primates, Hylobatidae. Gene Ontology annotation, molecular function: RNA binding; protein binding. Gene Ontology annotation, cellular component: mitochondrion.
AGUAGUUGGUAUGGUCCGAGACAGCAUGGCUGCUGCACUUCGGCCUUCGAAUCGAGUUCAGGCGCUGCAGAUUUUGGUGUAUCCUGGGGUGGGAGGCUCCGGCUCUGUCAGCUGCCGCUGCCCUUUCGGAGCUAAAAGAUACCUACUUACAGAUAAUGUGGUGAAAUUAAAAGAAUUUCAACAAAAGAAAGUGGCUGUUGCAUGUAAUCUUUCUGGCACUAAAGAAACGUAUUUUAGAAACUUGAAAGAGAAACUGACCCAGAACAAGCUCAUCUUGAAGGGGGAGUUGAUAACCUUACUUCAUUUGUGUGAGUCCCGGGACCAUGUGGAGCUGGCUAAAAAUGUCAUUUACAGGUACCAUGCAGAGAACAAAAAUUUCACUUUGGGGGAGUAUAAAUUUGGACCGCUUUUUGUGAGGUUGUGUUACGAGUUGGAUCUUGAGGAAUCUGCAGUGGAGCUCAUGAAAGACCAGCAUUUACGAGGUUUCUUCUCAGACUCCACAUCAUUCAAUAUUUUGAUGGAUAUGUUAUUUAUCAAAGGCAAAUAUAAAAGUGCUUUGGAAGUAUUGAUAGAGAUGAAAAACCAAGAUGUGAGGUUCACGAAAGAUACCUAUGUUCUUGCUUUUGCAAUUUGCUACAAACUGAAUAGCCCUGAGUCUUUCAAAAUCUGUACUACAUUAAGAGAAGAAGCUCUACUCAAAGGAGAAAUUCUCUCCAGGAGAGCAUCCUGUUUCGCUGUGGCAUUAGCUUUGAAUCAGAAUGAGGUGGCAAAAGCUAUGUCCAUUUUUUCUCAAAUCAUGAAUCCAGAAAGCAUAGCCUGCACUAAUUUAAAUAUUAUAAUCCAUAUCCAGUCAAAUAUGUUGGAAAACCUGAUAGAGACUCUAAAAAAUGCUGCAGAAGAAAAUUUAUCAAAAUUUGUGAAAAGACGUGCGUUCUCAGAGGAAGUGCUGGCCAAAGUGAGGGAAAAAGUGAAGGAUGUGCCUGCCCUUGUGGCCAAAUUUGAUGAGAUCUAUGGGACACUGCACAUCACUGGCCAGAUCACCACUGAUUCUUUGGAUGCUGUGCUCUGCUACACCCCCAGGGACAGGAAAUCCCACACAUUGCUAUUAAACAAGAAGAUGGUCAGCCGUCGCACCUUCCAGCCACUCAGCCAGUCCCUGUUGGCUGAGUAACCCUGGUUUCAGUCCACCUAUGGAUCUGAGGGGCCUGCUUCUAGUGAGUUACUGUCUUUCCUGAGAAGCCAGGCAUCGCACUUCAGCAGACAGUGUGCUGACACUUGGUCUUCUCCUGAAAUUCCCAAAUUCACUGAAUGGUACCAUGCCGAUCUCUGAGAAGUUAUGUUGCAGCACUGUGAAGGUCUAGAUGCAAGCUUGGCUCCCUCAGAAAGGCGCUUCCCUUUUGCAUGGCUGAGGAUCCUUGAAGGAACAUGGUCAGUCUCCAGUUCAGCUUCCGGCACCAGAGUGGAACCCAGUAAGCACCAUCAGGAAUGAAUUUCACUACAAGUGUGGACAACUCUGAUUUUCAAAGGAGUAGUUACUUGCAAAUUAUAUCCUUGCUGAAUUCAGAUCUGAAACCCUAUUUUACCAUGUUAGAAAACAGCCCAGGAUUUUCUCAUUGCUCUGCCGUCAUAUAUGUCUAUGACUUGAGCCCUCAUUUUUCCAUCUGCAAAACAAUAAUGCCUAUGUGUAUUUGCAUAUAGAUUUGAAAUCUUCAUUCAAGGUUUAGUAGGAUCAGAUUUUCUCAAAAACAAGAGAAAUAAGGUUCAUAAGCAAACUUGAUGGGAUUGUGGUUGUUUUGUUUUCUCAGCAGCACAAACAAAACCAGAAUUUAGUGUUUAGGACUGCUGAGUAAGCCAAAUUUAAAUGACUACUGCUUUGAUCAUGGGUAAGCCAUGUGCUUUUCAAAAUAAGUGCCACUAAAAACCACAUAAUGCUUAGGUUUCUAUGUGGAUAAUAAAUAUUUAGCCCUAUAGUUUACCUUAUUUGUUAAUGAUUUUUCUCUCUUGAAUGCCUCAUAUUAAAAAAAAAUGUGCCAUGAGAGCAGUUCAAAGCUGCUUCAUACUUAUGAUGGUCUGAAAUACAGUAUGUGUUGAAUUUUACUUUAUCUGGUCACCAGUAAGCAGAAGAUACACAGUGACCCCACCUCCCUUGCUCCUUUUGUUUCAGAAAGCCCAGAGGUUGCUCAGACCUCAGGAGCUGUCUGCCAAGAUUGCUGCAGACUCUUCAUUGCCACCUGUAAAACUAAGACUGUUCACUUGGUGGUUGUUCUGAGGCAAGGAUUAUAGAAUCAGAAAUUGUAGACUAGGAGAAGUCUUCUGAGUCUCCUAAUUAAUUCCUUCAUCUUUCAGGUUGAGGAAACGAUCCAUGCAAGACAGGCCCAAUCUCAACUGUAGACUGUGUCCCGGUAAGAGAGUCACAGCUUCAGGUGUUUGCUGAAUCCAGGUCUGAGAUCACAAUCUCACCUGAGGACAGGAUCCACAUAUGAGAGUCACACACUGGCAUAAUUGAUUUGUGGUAGAGUUGAGAUUAGAAUCCAGAUUCCUAGUCUAAUAUCCUUCCCACUAUACUACAUUGUCUCUUUUCAGAGGAGAAAAAGGAGCAGCUCUUAAGAAACAGAAUAACAAGGGCCCCCAUGACUGUGUGGCCCUGGGCAUCCUCAGUUUCCUCAUUUGGUAAAUGGGGAUAAUAGUACCUGCCUCUUAGGCUUGGUGUGAGGAUGAAAUGAGAUAGGGAAUAAAAAGCAAGCAGAUAGUGGCUGGCACAUAGUACAUGCAAUAUGUUCGAAACUAGUUAAGGAAUUAUAAAAACAAAUGAGUUCUUCCUUCUGCUCAAAAAUAUUGAAUUUCUUUUCCUUGUGCUCUGUGAAACAUUGAACAGCCCCAUUUAGAGAAACAAAUUCUCUGCCCUGAUAGAAUCCUAAUGGUUUCUGUAUGUGUCUGGUGUUUUGCACAUGCAAAAAAAAAAAAAAAGUGCUUGGAUUUCUCCACUUUCAGUCUUAGGGAAUAAUAGGGCAUGCUUCCUGUCCCCUCAACUUACUUUUCAUCUUCUCCAACUCUCACAGUUCAAAUGGCUCCAGUGCUGUGAGUGAGUGUAGCCUUGGUUGUUAGCUAACAACCGUUCAUUAGCAAAAUAACCAAAUUUUGUGAGCAGUAAAUAGCAACAAGCUUCCCAAUCCCUGCUGCCCUGAGCAGCAGGUGGCUGCUUCUCAGCCGACUGGAAAAACUGGUCCAUUCCACCUGUUCCCAGAAACCUUAGUACAGAGGUAACUAUAUGCAUAAUGUUCACCCCAAAGUAAUAGAUGAUUUUAAAGUCUUAAAAAUCCAAUAAAAAAGUGUUCAGUAUAGGUUAUGAUGGGCAUUUCAUUCUUUAAAACUCAGUAAUUCCUUUGAAAAAAUGGUGUUUCUUUAUAAGCAGUAGUUUGCCUAUAUCAUUUACUUGUUUUUUUCUGCUUUGGGUUUUUUUUUUUUUGAGACACAAUUUCACUCUGUCGCCCAGGCUGAAGUGCAGUGGUGUGAUCUCAGCUCACUGCAACUUCUGCCUCCUGGGUUCAAGCAAUUCUCAUGCCCCAGCCUCCCAAGUAGCUGGGAAUACAGUUGUGUGCCACCACACUGGCUUAUUUUUUGUAUUUUUUUUAGUAGAGAUGGGGUUUCACCAUGUUGGCCAGGCUGGUCUCUAACUCUUAUCCUCAAGUGAUCUGCCUGCCUUGGCCUCCCAAAGUGCUGGGAUUACAGGCAUGAGCCACCACACCUGGCCUACUUAUCCCAUUAACGAAAAUAUUUGAUUGGACAGAACAUCUUAUUCCUUAACUCCGUUAUGUGCUUUUGUAGAUUGUUUUUACUUACUAUAGAUGUCUGUUGUUCCAGAGUCCCAGAAAUCAGUAUGGUGAGUUCAGCACAGUUACUAGAAGGAGACAAAAAGAUAUCUUCUUAAUUAGGUGAUAUCAGGGAUAGUUCUGGUUAUUGAUUGCUGUGUGGAAAACACUCCAAAACUCAGUGACUUUAAACAACACCAGUCAUUGAGUUAUUUCUCAUUAUCCUAAGUACUGACUGGGCUCAGCCAGACAGUUCUUAUUCAGGUUCUCAUGCAGUUAUAGUCAUCAUCAGAUUGUGGCCGGGACUGGAAUAAUCUCAAAGGCUUCCUUAGUAUUUCUGGCAGUUGAUGCUAGGACCUCAGCUAGUGCUGGGGCUGGAACAUAUCUACACAUAGCUUCACCACAGCAUGGUGGCUAGGUACUAUGAGUGACUGUCCCAAGAGGACCAGGCAGAAGCAGUUACAUUUUAUGACCUAGUCUCAGAAGUCACAUAAUAUCACUUCCACUAAAGUCCCAAGCCCCCCCAGAUUCAAAUGGAAGGAGCAUAUAUCCCAUCUCAGUGGUAGGAAUUUCAAAGAAUAAAUUCUAUGAAACUGUCAUAGAUAGUCUGUUUUCUCCCCUGUUUAAAACCUCCUGAGGACCACACAUGCUUCUGGAUAAAGCUCAGGCUCUUCAACAUGGUUUAGAAGGUCCUUCCUAAUCUGGCCCACAUUUGUCCAUCCAGCUCCAACUCUUGCUACUCUACGCCCGUCUUCCCCUCUUGUGGAAUGGCUAACUCCUACUCAUCAUUCAGGUCUCAGCUUAGACAUCUUUUCAUCUGAGAAGGCUUUCUGGUCUAGCUCACCUGGUUAGGUGAACUCCCCAUGUGCCCCAUGUACCUCAUUUAUCAAAGUGCUUAUCAUAUGCCUGUCACCGUCUGUUUUCUUCACUAGACUCAGGUGCCAUGUCUGUCCUUUCUGCUCUGUUUGCUGGGUGCCUAGCAUGGUAGGGAAUGUAUCAGAGGAUUAGUACUUAUUUAACUCAUCAGCUCAUUUAACUAUAUUGUAUAACAAUGUUGGUGGUCAUAUUAGUCCCCCAUGGACAGCUUUUCCUCUCUAAUACCAUACACUCAGUGCAGGGUCUGAAUGUCCCCCCAAACUCAUAUGUUGAAAUCCAAAUCCCCAAGGUGUUGGUAUUAGAUGAUGUAGCCUUUGGGAGGGAAUUAAGGUGGUGCCCUCAUGAAUGGGAUUUGUGCCAUUAUAAAACAAGCCCAAAGAAAUUUGGUCGCCCCUUCCUUUAAUCGAGGACAUGGCAAAAAGCCACUGUCUAUGAACCAGAAAGUGGGCUCUCACUAGACACCAAAUGCCGGCGUCUUGUUCUUGGAUUUCCCAGCCUUCAGAACUGUGAGAAAUAUAUUUCUGUUAUUUAUAAGCCACCCAGUUUUUGGUGUUUUGUUAUAGCAGCCUGAAGAGACUAAGACAGCCAGUCCCAACCUUCCACAUUUAGACCUGACUCCAAGUUUUGCUCAGCCCACUGUGUAUCCCUUCCUCCUCCCAACUAAAGUGUCCCCACUCUCUAUCCUGUUCUGCCUAUUAUUCAAGGUCUAACUCGUGUCACUUUUUCAGUGAGGCAUUUGCAAGCUCUUUAAAUCCUCAAGGAUUCUCCAUUCAUUCACCAUAUCUAUUUUGAGAAUCUACAAAGGACAAGGCACUACAAAAGACUCUACAUGCCACAGGGAAAAGACAGAAAAGAUCUCUGUCCCAACACAGAAAAUUUUAGCCUGCCACGUUGACUCCCAGGGACCUUUUUGUUUCUGUAGGAGAUGCUCAUUACAGAGUGGUCAAAUUCCUACUGAAGAAUGGACUUGGUUGUGAAAUAAAACAAUCCUGGGCCAUAUUUGUUGAUAGUUUUGUUGAGGAUGAUUCAUGAAGUAAAUACAAACUUUAACUACUCAUAAUGAAUAUUGUUGGGAUAUUAUAAUGAGGAGAUAAGGAUGUACCUGCUACAAUUCGGGUAGGCAAAAAUGUAGGCUUCUCUAUUUAUUUGCAGUGAACUAAAACUUCUUAUGAACUCUGGUUAUACUGAAAACAGGAGUCAUGGGAGACUUGAUCCUGCUUAAAGGAUAUUUUAGUCUUUGAUUUCUUUGAGGUAAAUGUUCAAUCUUUUUGCGUAUCUUCCUCCUACCUUUUCCUAGCCAAGAUGAUAGCUGAGUAUAAGGCUGUGGCUCUUAAACCUGAACAGGCAUCAGAAUCACUUGGAGAGCUUGUUAAAAUACAGAUUGAUGGGCUCCACCCCCAGAAUAUCUGAUUCCAUACAUAUGAGUCAGGGCCCAAGAAUUUGCAUUACAGAUGCAUUCUCAGAUGAUGCUGUUGCUAGUCUGGGCAACACACUUUAAGAAUAGUUGGUAUAACAGAAAGCUUGUGUGUCUCUGUGGACAGGAGUUGUGGGCUUCAGAUUCAUCCUCUGUGUCCUCUGGUCUCAGUUGUGAGGAGGGGGAAGAGUGGGAAGUCUGGCCUUGUCUCUGGACUCCUGAGUAAAUAAUGUGCUGAGGUAGUGUUGGGCCCAACAGGCCUUUUAGAGGGUCAUGCCAGCACCCACUGCUGAGGUCUGUAGUCUCUGCCGUCUGCCCUACACAUAAUAAGUACCUUUCCUCUGCUGUUCUCUCAUGCUGACCCCAAGCCCACCAAUGAAUUAAUUGAAUCAAGAGUUCCAAGGCAUUAGGAUUUAAAGACAAUGAAAAAUAUAUCCAUUUAUUUUUUUCAAAUAUACAUAAAGAAAUCCAUGCAAACUAAGGCCAGUUGUGGCAAAACUACAUGAGACUUGACUAAAAUAACCCACAAUUCACAUUUCCUUCAUAACAUUUCUACCUAUAAAUUUGAUUCAGAGAAAUUACACUUCAUAGAUAAACUAACCAUAAAAAAGAUUAUAGCGGCAAAAGCUAUCAUCAGUAACAUUUGAUAUGCAUAAGAAACUGUGAGGAACCAAAUCAUGGUAAAAUUGAUUCUAGGGAAAUGAUUUCACAAAAAUAAAAGUGAAAUGAUAUUUUUUAAAAGGAAGUGGUUCAACUGUAUUGCAUAGAAAAUGAAUCAAGGAAUUACAUUGGCUUAAAUGGCAUUAGCUCAAAAAAGUGUUCUCAAAAAUUAAUGGAAAUUGGUGUAUUCUGAUUGAGAUAUGUUUUAUUCAAUAACAUGGAGUCAAAACAAGAAGAUUUUUAAAAUGUCCUCUGUUCCCAUGGAGCUUGCAGAACAACAGACAUCAAAAAGAUAACUGGACAAAUGACCACAUGAUUGCAGUUGGGAUAAGUGCUAAGUCUAGGGUAAUCUUCAUAUCACCUUGUGGCAUGUAUAAAGGAAGACCUUUUGCUGGUAUUUUGUAAAGCCAGUUGUCUGUGUCAUUUAUUUUAAUACGUAAAGUACACUGCCUUAUAUUGUUACAGAUCUUUUUCUCCAUAUCUGGUCUCUCCUGAAGAACAGAGUAUUCUACAUUUGUUUUAUAUGACCCCAAGGUGCUUAUGUUGCAUAUUAUUUAUAUAUUUAAUGGGUUCUUAGUAUUUUUUGAAAGAGUGAUUUCAUUAAUUAACGGCAGAUUUUAGUUAAUAUGUACAGUCUGCCACAAUAUACUUUAGGCACUUCACAGUUUUCUCAUAAACUGGUUGCUGUUUCUGUCCCGGUUUUACAUAUGACAGAGCCAAGACACAGACAAGUAGAAUGACUUGCCUGUGUGGGGGUCCUGGGUUGGCCAGUGCAUUCAUGUACUGGACCAGAGCCCCUGUAUCUUGCAGUAAUGUAUCCAUGGGAGUUUCCCCCCAGACAUUCCAAGCACACAGCUAAUCUGACAAGUGAUUUGGCGAGGGGUUGGGGGAGUAGGCGGUGGGCACAACGGUUCCAGGUGACUUUCAAGUUGCUAAUGAAAGAGGAUCAAAGCGCUGCUGAACUGCUCACCUCCCCACUUGGCCUGCCUUGCCCAGCUGACUUUCUUCCAAGGGCCUCAGUGGCAGCAUUACCACAGCCAUUAAAGAUGGGGAUGGGGAAAGAAGGCCCAGAGGGAAAGGGAACCACAUGCUUACGUGCUAGUCACUGCCCUGCAGCUGAAACACUGCAGAGCUGGCUGCUGUGGCAUAGGAGAGGAAGGCCUCAUUUAAUCAGGAGAAGAAAGAGAACCAGGGGCCUCUGAGAUGGCCUGCCAGGCAUCACGGUCUGUGAACUGCAGGACUGCCUGGAAAUGCAUUGUCAGAGUAGAGUGAUGCUUUGUAAAUCUCUUGUCUUCCCUAAUUCCUUUUUCCUGACGGAAGUCAGGCCAAGAUGCUCACCCGGAAGAGCACAGCAUCACCCUGUCUUUCAAUCCCCAAAGUAGCCCUUACCCCUAGACAGCAACAUCAUCUGUUACAAUUGACAGCACGAAGGAAGGCAUAACCCCUGCAAAGGGACUGCCCUACAACUCAAUUUGAUUUUGAAUCCACAAGUGCAAGUCUCAUUCCUGGUAACUAAUAGUAACAGAACCUGCUGAUGUAUUCUACCGCAUCCCAGGGAGACUCAUGUAGCCAUGAAGAUUGAAGAGGAUUAAGUUAACCUUCCGUUUUAUAGCUGGAAAUUACUGGGUUGAUGUCAGGUAGGGUGAGGAGUAUGUUCUGGUUAUAGCUGGUAGCAAGAUGGCUGCAUGCAUCAUGAGGCUUUGGCCUAAAAAGCUUGUCAUUAUAUAAAAAAGCUGUAGAGAGCAGAGGAAAUGUCAUUUCCAAUUUAGAGGAGCAUAAUUGAUUUUUGACAGAUUGGUCCUUAGGUGAUACAGAAUUCAACAAAAAUGGGGCUUAUAAAAAGCCAGGGUUCAUAAAAUUACAAAGAUUAUAGACAAAAAUAGAUAACAUAUAAGACUUACCAGCUGGGCAAGGUAGCUGAAGCUUGUAAUCCCAGCACUUUGGGAGGCCGAGGCAGGCAGAUCACCUGAGGUCAGGAGUUCUAGACCAGCCUGACCAGCAUGGUGAAACCCCAUCUCUACUAAAAAUAGAAAAAAAUUAGCCAGGUGUGGUGGCGGGCGUCUGUAAUUUCAGCUACUCAGGAGGUUGAGACGGUUGAGAAUUGCUUGAACCCGGGAGUGGAGGUUACAGUGAGCCUAGACUGCGCCAUUGCACUCUAGCCUGGGUGACAAGAGCGAAACUACGUUUCAAAUAAUAAUAAGACCAUUUGCCAGGUCCUGUGCAAAGCACUCUAUCUCAUUUAAUCUCUAGGAAACCCCAUAAAGUACUAUUAUCCCAUUUCACAGAUAAAGAAACUGAAGCUCAGAGACGUUUAGUUGCUUGCCUGUGGAUAUAACACUAGAGAGUGGGAGAGCACAGUAUUUGAACCCAGGAGGUCUGAUGCUGGAGGUCAUGUUUUUAACCCCAUCUCUGUAUUGCCUGCCCAAGUGCUGGCUGUGUGCAUGUAUUCUCAAUAAUCCCUGGCCAACUUCCUGCUUUGCUGUCAGUAGCAGAGCUGAGGAACUUACAAUUGACGGCAGAGGGCGUCCAGAGUCACUAUUUUUAAAAGGUGCUAGUUUUCAAAAGCAUUUCUGGAAUUCAGAGAGAACAGAGGUCCACAUAGCAGGCUAGACAGGAAAGGUAGUUGUAGAUAGACUUUAGGGAAUAUAUAGAAUAUUGCCUUCACGCAGGUUAAGAAAUAUUUAGUGUUGAAAGGAUACUUUUAAAAGAGAGAAAGCAGUAAAGUUGAUCCUCUACAGAAAGUAGACCAACGUAAGUAUCAUGCAAUGUGUCCAUGUGCGUGUACACGCGAGCACACAUGCACACACACAUUAGAUGUUUUGUGAGAAAACAUACACUCAGUUUCUUAAGAAAGAAAAAGGAUGGUCAUUUGUCUCACUUGGGAAAGGGUUUCCUCCCAAAUUGAGAAGGAAAAUUCCCCCAAUUAACUGUUUGCCUUUAUUAACUAAAAUCACAUUUGUGUGUGAAAGAAGUAAAAAGGAAUUAGGAUCUUGGUUAUUUUGAUUGUCUCUCUACCCUUCCAAAUUCAUCAAAUGAUAGUCAACCUGACUGUCUCUUCCUGCCAUCAUCAGGAAUGACUAAUCUUGGAGCGUUCUCCAUUUAAGUGAGGGAAAUGUUGGCUUCCCGGUGUAUUUAUCACUGCCCAUCUCUAAGAAUAGGUCAAAGAUGAAAUUCCCAUUAUCAUGAGCCUUUAAUAUAUAUUGAGACUUCACAGAGCACUAACUAUACUGGGGCUGGGAUGGGGAUUCUGAUGAGAGAUAUCCCUGACAGAGACCAGAGCUCAGGAGGAAGAAAGGACAGAUGCCCUUGUUCAAGAUGACUUCUUCAUGGGCAUCGAUAGAUACAUUCUUGAAAACCACCCAAAAUACCUGAAGGAGACCCUAGUGCAACUGUGCAUUGUACAACAACUGAUGGGGUAAAAGAAACAAACUGUUAAUGACUCUAAACAAUGUGGCCUGCAGAGUUGGUGUGGUUUGGCCACACCAGCUCAGGGAUAAAGGUACUAGAAAAAAUCCUGGGGAAAAUCCUAUUGUACAUAUUCCUUACAUAAUGUCUGUGAUUUACCUCACUUAUCAAAUGAAAAAAAACCAAAACACCUGGUUGAUGGCCAUUUGGUCAAACACCUCUAGGAGUCUGGAGUUGAGUGGCCAGAACUCAGUCUUUCUUUACAUGCUGUGUUAAGCAGGCUUUUAUCUCAUUCAAGUGUUAGAGGUGGAGUGAGGAACACAGUUAGGCUGUGUUCUACUGCACUGCAUAGGGAGGCAGGGUAUCACCCAGGCACAACACCCACUUUGCAAGUAAAUAAUCAGUAGCAUGAAGCUCACUCCUCUAGGACCCACCAUGACAAAGUGGAGAGCUGGGCGGUUAACCAGUGAACCAAUUGAGUGGCUCUGGGCACCUAUACCCCUUUCAUUCCACAGCCUGUGAUACACCCUUAGAGUCAAAAUAUCAAAUUCAGUGGGCCACGAGUCUUGCCCAAAAGUAUAAAUCUUUUUUUCAUAUGGACUAUUUGGGUCUGUUUUCAAAAAUCCCUUUUUCUUCUCCAAACUAUCUCAAUUCCACAUUUCACUUUGCAGGUGUAGACAUGACUUUUAGGUUGUUGAUGAUUUAAUGCUAUUGAAAUGUUCUUAGAUGCAAAACACCUAGAUAGAUGCAGAGUGGGGGACAAAGACAACCAGCACAUUGCUAAGCCCAAGUAGCAAAUUUCCUGACCCCAUUUUAAAGGUUCUGAGACAAAUAGGCGGAAUAGGUCCCCAUGUCUUUGAGUAGAAGAGUUGGCAAGCAAGCUGGACUAGAAUGGGCCGUGUGCAAUUUUGCCGUCUGUUCACAUUUCAGAUAAACUAAUGUGUUAUGA